AUGGCUCUCUGGCAAGGAUUCAACCAACAAUUGCGCCGAGUAGUGCCAAAGGCUACUGGAGAGGCGUGCUUGACUCAGUCACGGAGAUACGUCAGCUCAACAAUCCCGCGGAGAAUCGGAGGAGCCGCGAAUGUGAACCAGUGGGGCUUGAGUACAAAGAAGAGCCUGCGGUUGCCAUCGCACGGGUGGAAGACGGUUCAGCGCUCAUUCUCUGCCUCGGCGCAAGCUGCCCACGGUCACGUCCAUACUCCGAAGCCCGGCGAGGAGAUCAACAUCACUUUCGUUGAAAAGGACGGUACCCGUGUCGAUUUGCAAGUCGCUGAGGGGGAUAACUUGCUGGACAUUGCACAGGCGAAUGACCUUGAGAUGGAGGGUGCCUGUGGUGGCUCAUGUGCUUGCUCUACCUGCCAUGUGAUUGUAGAGGACCCGGACAUGUUCGACAAGAUGGAGGAGCCCUCAGACGACGAGAACGACAUGCUGGACCUGGCAUUCGGCUUGACCGAGACCUCGCGGUUAGGUUGCCAGGUCUUGGUGACCAAGGAUAUGGAGGGAAUGGUUGUGCAGCUGCCGACUAUGACACGGAAUCUACAGGCCAGCGAUUUCGAAUCGAAAUAA
This is a messenger RNA of Penicillium odoratum, 615 nucleotides long. RefSeq names its product ferredoxin family 2Fe-2S iron-sulfur cluster binding protein. Gene Ontology annotation, molecular function: 2 iron, 2 sulfur cluster binding. The transcript has 3 exons. The coding region runs from base 1 to 615 and encodes 204 amino acids. Gene Ontology annotation, biological process: positive regulation of oxidoreductase activity; P450-containing electron transport chain. NCBI's taxonomy places the organism in Eukaryota, Fungi, Ascomycota, Eurotiomycetes, Eurotiales, Aspergillaceae. The record is from RefSeq and is a predicted model, not a curated record. Gene Ontology annotation, cellular component: mitochondrion.